Phialemonium atrogriseum is the source of this 1077-nucleotide messenger RNA. RefSeq names its product NAD(P)-binding protein. Gene Ontology annotation, molecular function: nucleotide binding. Lineage: Eukaryota; Fungi; Ascomycota; Sordariomycetes; Cephalothecales; Cephalothecaceae. The coding region runs from base 1 to 1077 and encodes 358 amino acids. The transcript has a single exon. The record is from RefSeq and is a predicted model, not a curated record.
AUGGGUUCUUUAACCGACAGCAAAAUCACCAUAGCCGUCAUCGGGUUCGGCAUCAUCGGCCCACGGCACGCCGACGCGAUCCUGCAGAACGACAACCUCGCCCUCGUCGCCAUCGUCGACCCCAUCCCCCAGCCAGCAGCCUCGAAAUACAGCGCAGCCUUCUACCAGUCCAUAGACGACCUCCUCGCGUCCCCGCACAAGCCCGACGCAGCCAUCGUGUGCACCCCGAACCACACGCAUGCCGCAGCCGCCAAGGAGCUCGCAGACGCGGGCGUCCACAUGAUCAUCGAGAAGCCCUUCUCCACCUCCGCGCAGAGCGGCAGGGAGUUAGCAGCGCAUUUGGAAGGGGCGCGCGUGAGGGCGGGUGUAAGGACACUGGUGGGCCACCAUCGCCGGUUCAACCCGUAUGCCGUGGCGACGGCCGAGGCGAUAGGAUCGGGGUCGCUGGGGAGGAUCGUCGGCGUGAACGGGCUGUGGGGUGUUCUCAAACCGAUGUCGUAUUAUGACGCCGAGUGGCGGAGGACGAAGGCCGGCGGGCCUGUCCUGAUCAACCUCGUCCACGACGUGGACCUGCUGCAUUCCUUCCUCGGCCCCAUUGUCCGGGUCCAUGCUGAGAAGACGCCUUCGCGGCGGGGUUUUGAGUCCGAGGAGGGCGCGGCCAUCAUAUUCAGGUUCAAGACUGGCGCCGUUGGCACGUUCUUCCUCUGCGAUAACGUCGCGACGCCGUUCGGCUGGGAGUUUGGCACUGGGGAAGAUCCGCGGUUCCCACUUAGUAGGCAGGACUGCUAUCGCAUAUUCGGGACGGAUGCUACGCUGAGUGUUCCGGAUAUGACGAGGUGGUCGUACGAUGGCUGUGCGGUCAAGAGCUGGGAAGGGGAGAUGACGUCGCAACGGCUGGAGGUGGACGCUGGGGUGGCGUUUGAGCGGCAGCUGGCGCACUUUGUGGGAGUCAUCCGAGACCGGGAGGAGCCAAGGUGCACGCCGGAGGCGGGGUUGGCGGCCCUGAUUGUUUGUGAGGCCGUAAAGAAGUCGCUAGAGACAGAAGCGCCUGUAGAUAUUGAACCAUAUAGUUUGUAA